AUGGCUCCAGACGACCGCCAUGACUCGGCGCCCGAUUUGCGCAUAUUGGGCGACCGCAUCACCCUCCAGCCCAGCGGCUUUGUUGAGCCGGAGCACACUGGAGAGGGCAAGGAAGAAGCCCUCAUGAAGAACAUGGCGCGCUUCCGCUCUGAGCCAUUGCGCUUCCUCCGCGAGGUCUCCCUCUACGUCUCCGGCACCGGCUGGCGCGCCUACGACAACGUCAUUGGCCAGCCCAUCUUUUACUCGGGCUUUUCGGAGCAUAUCAAGACCGAGAUGAUGUCGGCGACCCUGUUACAGACCAAGAUCGCGCAGCUCGCCGACAUGCGCGUCGCCGUCGAGGAGAAAGAAGGCUUGCUCAACGGGAGCGACAGUGAUCUUGCGGCGAAAAAGGCACGCCGCCGCGCCGCGCUCGUCCAGAACCUGCAGGAGGUGGCUGAGAAGCUGGCGGACAACAUGAUCUGCAAGUUUGACAGCAAGCCGUUCAUCCGGGGCGCGUACUAUUUGGUGACGCAAUUGCUACUCAGGGCGUAUCAUCAGGGGAUCCAUGUGUCGAGCGAGGAGGUGUUGCGGCUGAGGAGUGUCGCCGAGGAGGCGGCGCGGAAGAAGCAGAGCAUCAUCUUUCUGCCGUGCCAUAGGUCGCAUGUCGACUACGUCUCUCUGCAGCUGCUCUGCUACAGGCUAGGAUUGGCCCUUCCUGUUGUAGUGGCCGGUGAUAACCUGAACUUCCCCGUAGUUGGGAGUUUCUUGCAACACGCCGGUGCCAUGUACAUCCGCCGGUCCUUUGGCGACGACCAGCUCUACUCAACUCUCGUCCAAACCUACAUCGAUGUCAUGCUCCAAGGUGGCUACAACCUCGAGUGCUUCAUUGAGGGCGGCCGGUCACGGACGGGGAAGCUGCUUCCGCCCAAGUUCGGGAUCCUCAACUUUGUGCUCGACAGUCUUUUGUCAGGGCGGGUCGAGGACGCCAUCAUCUGCCCCGUCAGCACCCAAUACGACAAGGUGAUCGAAACUGAGGGCUACGUUACAGAACUGCUGGGUGUACCAAAGAAGAAGGAGAAUCUGGCAGACUUUCUCACGGGGGGGUCUAGUAUCCUCUCUCUCCGGCUGGGAAGGGUUGACGUGCGGUUCCACGAGCCGUGGAGCUUGAGGGGGUUUAUCGACGAACAGCUUUCGAGGCUGUCCAAGAUGCCGUCGGCAAUCAACGUCGACUGGAGGGACAUGAAGAACCAGAUGCUUCGCCAAAAAUUGUUGCGGACACUCGGAUACAAGGUGUUGGCCGACAUCAAUGCUGUCUCGGUGGUGAUGCCCACAGCGUUGAUUGGGACCGUUUUACUGACCCUCCGUGGUCGUGGUGUUGGGCGAAGGGAGCUCAUCUUGCGCGUGGAGUGGCUGACGAACAGAGUAAGAGCCAAAGGCGGGAGAGUCGCUCACUUUGGCAAUGCACCCCUCUCGGACGUCGUCCAGCGAGGUCUGGACGUACUAGGAAAGGAUCUCGUGGGCGUCGUCGAGGGCCUCCCGGAGCCCACAUACUACGCCGUGGACCGCUUCCAAUUGUCUUUUUACCGCAACAUGACCAUCCACCUCUUCAUCUCGGAAACCCUAGUCGCGACUGCGUUAUACACGAAGGUGAAGCAGGGAGGCGGGCCGAGCAUCCAGGACAUUCCGUACCGUGACUUGUCUGAUCAAGUCCUGUUUCUGUCAUCCCUCUUCCGCGGCGAGUUCAUUUACUCUGGCGAGGGCCUCGCAACCAAUCUUGAGAGAACACUCCUCGGUCUCGAAGCCGACAACGUUAUCCUCCUUGAGCGGGAUGAGGAGGGGAAUAUCACGAAGGUUGGCCUUUCCGGUGCAGAGCGAGCCGCCGGGCGGGAGAAUUUUGAUUUCUACUGCUUCCUGAUCUGGCCCUUCAUCGAGGCAAGCUGGCUGGCGGCUGUCUCGCUAAUGGGCCUGGUCCCGCCGGCGGGACAGAAGGAUGACAUCUGGGUGCAGGUGUCCAAGGCACAGGACAGCGCGCAACUGCUAGGCAAAACCCUCUACCACCAAGGCGACCUGUCCUACUUUGAAGCCGUCAACAAGGAAACUCUCAAAAACUCAUACCAACGCUUCGCCGAGGAAGGGAUCAUCCAGGUGGUCAAGUCGAAAGAUACACGCAUCCCACCACGGCUGCGCAUCGCGCCCGAGUGGCGGCCGGGGCGCGACAAGGAGACGGGCGAGCUGCUGCCGGCGGGUCGACUGUGGGACUUUACGGAGAAGAUCGCCUCGAGCCGGCGGGAGGGCAAGAACCGGCGCGACGGUGCCACCGUCAGCUCGCGUGUGCUGCGCCUGACGAAUGAGCUCGGGCGGAAGCUCUUUGAGGAGGCUGUUGAGGGGGAGACGGGGAAGGGGAAGGGUAAAGGGAAGGGGAAGGCGGCGGUGCCGGCGAGGUUGAGUAGUGAGGAUGAGAGGAGUCUGAGUCGGACGGUGAGGGAGCAGGAGAGGAAGCGAAAGCUGGAGAGGAGGGCGCAUUUGUAG
Chaetomium globosum CBS 148.51 is the source of this 2508-nucleotide messenger RNA. RefSeq lists its product as uncharacterized. The transcript is spliced from 4 exons. Gene Ontology annotation, cellular component: mitochondrial membrane. The coding region runs from base 1 to 2508 and encodes 835 amino acids. NCBI's taxonomy places the organism in Eukaryota, Fungi, Ascomycota, Sordariomycetes, Sordariales, Chaetomiaceae. The record is from RefSeq and is a predicted model, not a curated record.